This is a messenger RNA of Eupeodes corollae, 1855 nucleotides long. RefSeq names its product histone deacetylase 3 (gene HDAC3). The record is from RefSeq and is a predicted model, not a curated record. The coding region runs from base 355 to 1665 and encodes 436 amino acids. The transcript is spliced from 4 exons. Gene Ontology annotation, molecular function: histone deacetylase activity. NCBI's taxonomy places the organism in Eukaryota, Metazoa, Arthropoda, Insecta, Diptera, Syrphidae.
CACUUCUAUUCAGCGAAAAAAGCACAAUAAAAUAUAAACUAUCUUUCUAUUCUAAAAUAUUUAAUUAUAUUUUAAAUAAAACAAAUCGAUUCAUUUAAUUUUUAUUGACUUACAUUAACAACAACAUGUGAUUCUAACUUAUAGUACAAAAAAACAAAUUCUCAAAUAAUUAAUUAACUCCAGAAUAAAUCUGGAAAAUUGUGAUGAACUUAGAUUUCUCGACAACCCGGCGCCUGCUUUUUAUUGUUUUUGUUUUAUUUAUUAUACUUUUCUUUAAAAAUAUAAUAUUUGCUUAACUAUUUUGAUUAAAUUAUAAAUAUAUACAUAAGUAUCAGUAAGUAAAGUGAAAGCACAAUGUCUAAUCGUGUUGUAUCUUAUUUCUACAAUGCCGAUGUUGGCAAUUUUCACUAUGGUCCUGGUCAUCCUAUGAAACCCCACCGACUGGCAGUCACGCAUAGUUUGGUCAUGAAUUAUGGUCUGCAUAAGAAAAUGAAAAUAUAUCGACCUUAUAAAGCUAGUGCUCAGGAUAUGUUACGGUUUCACAGUGAAGAGUAUAUAGAAUUCCUCCAGCAAGUUACACCUCAAAACAUACAAUGCAAUUCUGUGGGAUAUACAAAAUAUCUAUCGCACUUUAGUGUGGGCGAGGAUUGCCCUGUAUUUGAUGGACUGUUUGAUUUCUGUGCCAUGUACACGGGAGCAUCUCUGGAAGGUGCACAAAAACUAAAUCACAAUCACAGCGAUAUAUGCAUUAAUUGGUCUGGGGGCCUUCAUCAUGCCAAGAAGUUUGAAGCUUCUGGUUUUUGCUACGUAAAUGACAUUGUGAUAGGUAUUUUGGAGCUUUUAAAGUAUCAUCCUCGCGUUUUGUACAUUGAUAUAGACGUCCACCAUGGUGAUGGCGUUCAAGAAGCUUUCUAUCUAACAGAUCGUGUGAUGACGGUUUCAUUCCAUAAAUACGGCAACUACUUUUUUCCCGGAACCGGAGACAUGUACGAAAUCGGAGCCGAAUCUGGUCGGUAUUACUGUGUUAAUGUUCCUCUGAAGGAAGGUAUCGAUGAUCAAAGUUAUUCGCAAGUGUUCAAACCAAUUAUCUCAUCGGUUAUGGAAUUCUAUCGACCGACAGCAAUUGUAUUGCAAUGUGGUGCUGAUUCCUUAGCCGGUGAUCGUUUGGGAUGUUUCUCGCUAAGUACACAUGGCCAUGGUGAAUGUGUUAAGUUUGUUAAGGAAUUGAAUGUUCCUACAUUGGUUGUUGGUGGCGGUGGCUAUACUCUGCGCAACGUUGCCCGUGCAUGGACCCAUGAAACUUCUCUACUCGUAGAUGAGAAUAUCUCCAAUGAACUUCCAAUGACUGAAUACUUGGAAUUUUUCGCACCAGAUUUUACACUACAUCCUGACAUAACAACAAGACAAGACAAUGCCAAUUCGAAGCAAUAUCUUGAGCUGAUUGUGAAACACGUUUAUGAAAAUCUAAAAAUGUGUCAGCAUUCGCCAAGUGUACAAAUGGUUACCAUACCACCUGAUGCUCUAGAUAUAGACGAGUCUCGAGCGAAAGAUGAAGCUGAUCCUGAAGUGAGAAUAAGUCAAGCGGAAGAAGACAAAAUGGUUGAAGCUAAAAAUGAAUUUUUCGAUGGAGAACAAGAUAAUGACAAAGCAGAAACUGAGAGUUGAGAAUCUAUCGAACUUAACUUUUUGUUUAUCUUUCUUUUUAAAUGCUGCAACUUAAAGACUUAAAGUUGCAAUAAGCUUAAGAUACAUAGUUUUAAAUUCAGGUAGUAGAGUAUUAAAUAGAAUUACAAACGUAUGCUUAAAAAAAGCCGAAACGAGUUUUGCUUUGAAAAUAAAAAUAAGUUAAAAAGUA